AUGCUGAAGAAGGGCAAGUGCCAUCCUUGUGACUGGACGACCUGCUAUGAUGAUGUGGCCUUCAUCCGCCAUCUCCUCGCAGACCUGGAAGAGCGCUACUGCGUAGACCUGGAUCGCGUCUACGCGUACGGCUGCUCGAAUGGCGGCUUGUUUGUUCAUGAGCUUGUCCAAAGCCUGCCCGAGGACUUUGCCGCAAUAGCAGCAGCCUGCGGGGGAAAGCCUCAUCGAGGCUACGAGAGGGCCUUCAAGACCGGUGGAGCACCUGUGUCCAUGAUCCUCCUGCAGGGCAAGGAUGACAGAACCAUCCCUGCGCACACGCCUGCGUCAUCUGUGAGCUGGUGGGAUGGCUACUACUUUGCCAACGAAACAGCGGUUCUGAGUGCCUACAAGGACUACAACAACUGCCAGAAUUCGGAGCCGCGAGGUUUUGCGCUUCCACCCGGGGUGAGCAGCAGGGGGCUGUCCUGCGUGGAGCAUGGCUACCUUUGUUCCCGGAAUUCUUCCGUGGUCGAGUGCCAGUUCGAGGGUUGGCACGAUGUGUUGUGGGAGUCGCACGAAAACAGCAUCGGAGAUGGUCCGGAAGCUGCCUGGUUCUUUAUGACGCCAAACGGAGGUCUGUGGAGUUUCGUGAAGCAUGCAGGAAUUGGUGCUGCUUUCCUGGCCUUUGGGCUCACCGUGUACUGCUCUCAUAAGAGGCAGAAGACUGAACCAGGGCUCCCUCAAGUGAACCGGCACGUGCUGACUUACCUGCCGGCGUCGGCUCCGGAAGGAGAGCCCAUCCCCCUUGUGCUGGUCUUCCACGGAUGGGGUGGGGAAGCUGCGUCGUACCUCGGUGGCCUUGAGAAAUCCUUCGUGGGAAUUGCGGGGUACCACGCCGAUUUCGGAAAGCUUGCAGAGCAUGCCCAGUUUCUGGCGGUAUACCCGCAAGGCCGCGCUAGGUGCGUGGGCCUCUUUACCUGUUGGGCAUCCCGCCUGGUGCAGGAAGCUUGUGAUGCAAACGGACGACGCUUCUCCAGUAAGAACCUCCAUGCCGUCUACCCACAUGCGACCUGCUUGAACGAUACGGCCAGCGGCUACACGUCCUGGAAUGGAGCGGGGUCUUCCACCUCGAACCAGAGCCUUCAAUCUUGCAAGACAAGCGUGACGACUACAGGCGCGUGCUACGACAGCUGCAAGCUGAAGAAAGGCAAGUGCCAUCCUUGUGACUGGACGACCUGCUAUGAUGACGUGGCCUUCAUCCGCUAUCUCCUCACAGACCUGGGAGAGAAAUUCUGCAUAGACCUGGAUCGUGUCUACGCGUACGGCUGCUCGAAUGGCGGUUUAUUUGUUCAUCAGCUGGCCCAAAGUCUGCCCGAAGACUUCGCAGCAAUAGCAGCAGUCUGUGGGGGAAAACCCCAUCGAGGCUACGAGAGGGCCUUCAAGACCGGUGGCCCGCCUGUGUCCAUGAUCCUCCUGCAGGGCAAGGACGACGAGACCAUCCCUGCGCACACGCCAGCGUCAUCUGUGAGCUGGUGGGAUGGCUACUACUAUGCCAACGAUACAGCUGUUCUGCGUGCCUACAAAGACUACAACAACUGCCAGAAUUCGGAGCCGCGAGAUUUUGCGCUUCCACCCGGGGUGACCAGUGAGGGGCUGUCCUGCGUGGAGUACGGCCACCUUUGUUCCCAGAAUGCUUCCGUGGUCGAGUGCUUGUUCGAUGGCGGACACGAUAUGGUACAGGAGACAGGCUCCAACGGCAUUGAGGAUGACCCCGAAGCUGCCUGGUUCUUUAUGCAGCAAGAGCCCUGUGUCAAAGUACAGGGGCAAUGCAUGACACGGGUUGCUGGUUCUAUUCAGCAGGUGAUGCUCCCCAAUUUGACAGACAACAGAAUAUCACUCGACAGACAUGCCCCCACGGAGCGCCGUUCUCAGCGACGGUACACAUUUGAGAGCGCGCUGGCCUUCUCCUAG
Messenger RNA from Symbiodinium natans, 1950 nucleotides. The record is from the annotation of a GenBank genome assembly. NCBI's taxonomy places the organism in Eukaryota, Dinophyceae, Suessiales, Symbiodiniaceae.